GUUACAUCCCGAGUGCGCUGGGCCAACCCUCCAGUCCCUCAAGGGCGGCUCCGACCCAACACAUUGGACCCAACCCUAUUCAGACAACUGUUGGAACUGGGCUGUGGAGGUCUAGGCCCCCUUCCGGUAUCCCCUUCAAGUGAAGAUCUAGACAAGCAAGCGGAGGUGCUCGUGCAAAUUAUACAGGACGCAUAUUGCGGUGCUGCAAAGCGCGCUCUGGGUGCUGGACAUGGCAAUCCAUGGUGGAACAAUUCAUGCAGAGAGGCUAGGAAGGGCUACAAGAUAGCUCUGCGGUCUUCUUCCAAUGACAGUAGUGUUUAUGAUGCCCAAAAGGCCUAUAGGAAAACAGUACAAAUAGCAAAAAACAAUUUUUUCAAGACCAAGUUGGAGAGGGCCCGCACGGCUAAGGAGAUAUUUGGAAUAACCAAGUGGCACAAAUCUGCGGGAACUUAUCGUUCACGCCCGCUUAAAGACUCCCGCUUCCCAGAACAACCUCCAGUCCAGAGUCUUGCCGGAAAAAUGGAGGUUCUUAUGCAAAAUCUACUCGCAAACCCCUCAGUAGUUGGUGACAUCCCUAUGGAUUCUCCAACAGUUUCUUCAAACUCACCGCCAUUCCCAUCUUCUACCGACGAGGAAAUCCGAGACUCUAUCCUACGUGCUGGCAACACCGCUCCUGGUGCAGACGGAAUACCAACGGCCAUUAUCCGACGCACGUGGCUUUUGAUUGAACAACAAGUACUCUCUCUGUUUAACGCGUGCCUUUCGAUUGGGCACCAUCCUGAAUGCUUCCGGAAGGCCAUUCUGAUGAUGAUACAAAAGCCGAACAAGAUAGACAACUCUUCGCCCCGAUCUUACCGCCCAAUUGCACUACUUUCUGUACUUGGCAAAGGAUUAGAGAGAUUUAUUGCAAAAAGAAUGGCUUGGACUGCCAUCCGGCAUAAAGUGGUAUCGAGCCAACAAUUCGGCGCUCUCCCAGGCAGAUCGGCUGUUGACCUAACUACCUGCCUUACCCAAGAUGCAGAGAAGGCACUUUACGAGGGUUCUACAGCCAGUAUGCUCACCUUAGAUGUCAAGGGAGCCUUCGACGCCGUAUAUCCGGGACGACUUGUCCACCGUCUACGAGAGCAAGGAUGGCCUGAAAACCUGGUGCGCUGGGUGUGA
Messenger RNA from Blumeria graminis f. sp. triticale, 1161 nucleotides. The record is from the annotation of a GenBank genome assembly. Lineage: Eukaryota; Fungi; Ascomycota; Leotiomycetes; Helotiales; Erysiphaceae.